AUGACAACCCCGGGCAACGUCUCCUUCAGCACAGGAGAAGCUUUCACUGCGUGGUCAACUGUCCUGAUCAUUCAAGCUGCGACUCCUUAUAACUUUUCGACGACAUUUAGCACAUUGGACCCCCAGCCAGUCUCGCCCAACUUCAUGCGCUUUGCCGUCUUCAGGCAGCCUAGUACCUAUAGGAAGGACAGCACAACCGUCGAGGAAACCCUAGAGUGCGACCUGAGCUUCGCCGCCUACACAUAUUCCAAUGCGACAUCUGUGGGCAAUGACUUUAAUUUCGGCAAUUUUGAAACGACGCCUCUUGACCCCGGAACCUUUAUAGAUGUCGGAAGCCAGGGCGCCCAGAGUUAUAUUCUUUUCAACACAAGCGGCCUGCCAGAGUUCAAGGUCUCGAUGUGGGACCUCGGCGCCCUGCUGUAUUUCUUUCCAUCCGACCAUUUCAGCGGCAAGCUGGCCGUCGGCGAAAAUCCCGCAUUCUACUCUGCCGGUAUUACCCCUGGAGUUUGGAGCCCGGGGCGAAACGUGUCGCAAGUGCUCCAGAAAAUGGCAGUCGGCAUGACGGACCAGCUUCGGUCGACCUAUAACGCGAACGCGCACGGUCUGACUGCCAGCUCGGUUGUGCUUGUCCGCGUCCAAUGGCCGUGGCUGGCACUCCCCUUCGCUGUUGUCCUGGCAGCAGCAGUGCUACUGCUGGCUGAGAUGGUGGAAAGCCGCAGAGGCCGGAACAUAAGUCUCUGGAAGUCAUCCUCCACGGCGCUCCUCUAUCACUCUGUCUCGCCAACACAAGAUAUUAUAAGCACUCAGAUCCAGAGCCCAAAGCAGCUGGAGAAGCUGGCCAAGGCCACGCGUGUCAGCUUGGGGAUCGACAGGCAAUCUUAUACUAGUAGCGCCUACUCACCUAGCGGCCUUGCGCCGAUCGGCCCAGCGUGA
Molecule: messenger RNA, 933 nt
Organism: Diaporthe citri
Lineage: Eukaryota; Fungi; Ascomycota; Sordariomycetes; Diaporthales; Diaporthaceae
Exons: 1
Coding region: 1-933 (310 amino acids)
Source: RefSeq, a predicted model, not a curated record